AUGUUUCGUGUUUCUCGUGGUGUCGUCGUCGCUAUUGGAAAUACAAAUCGAGGCUGCAACUAUUCUACGGGAAAUACAGUGUCAAGUUUAAAACCCUACGAACGUGUAGCUGAUUACUACGCAGGGAAGUCCGUGUUUGUGACAGGAGCCACAGGUUUCGUUGGAAAGGUAUUGAUAGAAAGACUCCUUUUCAACUGUACAGAUAUCGAAACCAUUUACGUAUUAAUUCGACCAAAAGAUGGCGCGGAUACACAAAAGCGGCUGCAAACAAUUUUCAACGUACCUCUGUUUUCAAAAUUAAAACAAGUGAAGCCAGACGCGUUGAAAAAAGUGAUUCCAAUCGAAGGAGAUAUAACAUUGACACAACUCGGUAUAAGAGCAAGUGAUAGACAGAAAUUAAAGGAAAAGGUGUCUGUAGUCUUCCAUUCUGCUGCAACAGUGAGAUUUGUGGACCCCUUCCAAGCGAUGAUGAACAUAAAUCUAGAAGGAACGCGUCGCAUGAUGGACCUUAGUCGAGAAAUGAAAGACUUAGAAAGAUUCGUCUAUAUAUCGACUGCCUUUUCAAACGCACACCGGAAGAUAAUCGACGAAACUAUAUACCCACCGCCGAAAAAGCUCGAGGAUGUAUGUCAGAUGGUAAAGGACUAUGGGCAUGACGAUAAGAAAGUCAAUAAAUAUGUUUCUGACGUUGUAAACACGUACACAUUUUCGAAAGGAUUAUGUGAAGAACUAAUAAGACAACACCGCAACGACCUACCAUCAGUAAUUGUGCGACCUUCGAUCGUGUGUCCUAUGCACCACGAGCCUUUACCAGGCUGGGUGGAUAGCUGGGUAGCAGCGACUGCAACCUUCAGCAAUGUAGCCAGAGGCCUAACACCGUACGCUUAUGGAACAGAUGACGUCGUAUGCGAUCUCAUCCCUGUUGAUUACGUUGCCAAUUUAACCAUCUUGGUCGGUGCUAAGGGAGAUGUCGGAGGAGAAGAUAUUGCGGUAUAUAAUAUCUGCAGUGGGAGUGAAAACCCAAUUACAUGGAAGGAAGGUUCCGACUUAUUUCUCGAAAAAAGCAAGGAAGAUGGAUUUAGUAAAAAGAACGCUCGCCAACUAGAGUUUUCAAAAUCAACCUUUGUAGUAAAAUUUGGGUCUUUCCUGCGCCAGACGGUUCCAUGUUUCUUUGCGGAUAUCGGUCUUGUUUUGACUGGGAAAACACCGAGGCAUUUGGUUGACGACACGCGGGCAUCACUCCUCCGAGAGAUCCUCAAGCCCUUCACGUCAACGUCUUGGUUCAUGAAAUCCAGGAACACCCAGACCCUCAUUUCCACCUUGGAUGACCACGACAAACAUCAGUUCCCGUGCGACGUGAAUAAAAUUAACUGGAAUAGCUAUUUUACGAUAUUUUUCAAUGGUGUUAAGGAAUAUUUGCUAAGAAUAAAAUAG
This is a messenger RNA of Leptosia nina, 1434 nucleotides long. The record is from the annotation of a GenBank genome assembly. Lineage: Eukaryota; Metazoa; Arthropoda; Insecta; Lepidoptera; Pieridae.